GUAGCACAAAGGAUGUGACGCAUGAGAAAUGACGUAGGAUACAGUGUUCAAGAUGGCAACGCUGGCGUCCUUGAUGCUCAAGUCCCGAGCAGGUCUGUUGAUGCCUGGUCAAGCCUGUCUGCUGGACUCGGUGAGGUUUGCAUCCAAAAAGAGUGGUAGUACCGCCAAGAACCUCGGAGGAAAGAGCCCUGGCCGGAGAUAUGGCUACAAGAAACGCGAAGGUGACUUUGUCCAUAUCGGUAACAUCCUAGCAACCCAGAGACAGCUGAGGUACCAUCCAGGCGCACAUGUGGGGAUAGGAAACAACAAAACACUCUUUGCUCUGGAGGACGGCCAUGUCAGGUUCACUAAGGAGGUCUACAUCCCACCACCCCGCGGCUUUAAGUCCUCCCGCACUAUCCCCAAGCUGCCCAGAGGAGCUGUGCUCUACAAGACUUUCAUCAACAUCCUCCCAGUCAAACAGGAGGGCAAGUUCAAACUGGUGGACAUGGUCUAAAACAGACUGCACUGGGACGCCAUUGAUGACUGUGGUAUUAUUGCACCAGGAGGAUUUGCUUUGACUGACACUGAGUCUUGGUCUCUUCUUGGCCUCCUUUUUGAGCUACAGAAUUACGUGACUCUAAAAACAUCUUCAGUGAAAGUUUUACUCGUGUCCGAGUCCUCUGUUAAAUAAGAAAAGGUGUAACUCUUGUAUCUAAUAAUAAUGCCAUUCUUAUAUAGUUCCAUUAUCGGAAACAAUGUCAUUCAUUACAGUUGUUGUUCACUGACCUGCUUCCCUCAGUUUACCACAGGAAAUUGAGCAGCAAUAAUGAACAUGUUGUCUAUUAAAGUUUUAUAAUAAAAAGUA
Mugil cephalus (flathead mullet) is the source of this 847-nucleotide messenger RNA. It is a transcript of the gene mrpl27, whose product is annotated as mitochondrial ribosomal protein L27. Lineage: Eukaryota; Metazoa; Chordata; Actinopteri; Mugiliformes; Mugilidae. Gene Ontology annotation, biological process: translation. Gene Ontology annotation, molecular function: structural constituent of ribosome. The coding region runs from base 53 to 496 and encodes 147 amino acids. The record is from RefSeq and is a predicted model, not a curated record. The transcript is spliced from 4 exons. Gene Ontology annotation, cellular component: ribosome; mitochondrial large ribosomal subunit.